AUGGAUCCUGAAGAUGAGAUAUGUGGUGAGACAUGGGGGACGAAAUCCUCGUUGUCGAAUUCGUUACAAGAGAAAUCAGCAGAUUUUGGGUCACAACAGCAGCUUCAGAAGAAGUGGGACAACAACAACAGCUCCUGUAUCAUGGACUAUGGAUUCAGGAUUGGCCAACAACAACCGCCAUUCCGAGAACAGAUCAACAAUUCGAUACAAGGCAAGAACAGCAACGACAACAAACCCCCUGAGUGGGAUCCAAGUGCAAUGCUUAACAAUCUCUCUUUCUUGGAACAAAAGAUCCAUCAGCUCAAUGACAUGGUCCAUUUGAUAAUCACCCGAAAAGGCCGAGUUCCCAGCAAACCGGACGAGCUCCUGACUCAGCAGCAGCAGCAGCUCAUAACUGCCGAUCUCACCUCCAUCAUUGUCCAGUUGAUAUCCACCGCUGGUACUCUGCUUCCAUCCGUCAAAACAAUUGGACAGUUCAGCCAGUUCACACCGAAACCAGCUGCUGUUUCUCCAGAGCAGCAACAUCAGCAGCCUAACAACAGCAUGGAUGUCGACCAUAACUAUACCACUGAAGAGCACGAAGAACAUGAGGACGGUGAAGCCGAGCACCUCCCACCUGGCUCGUACGAGAUUCUACAGCUCGAGAAGGAAGAAAUCCUGGCCCCGCACACUCACUUCUGCACUAUAUGCGGGAAGGGAUUCAAGCGAGAUGCCAACUUGAGAAUGCACAUGAGAGGACACGGGGACGAGUACAAGACCCCUGCAGCCCUCGCAAAGCCUCCAACGAUAAAAGAAGUGAGCUCAGCCGCUGCAGAGCCAGUGAUGAUCAAGAGAUACUCGUGCCCUUUCUCGGGCUGCAAGCGGAACAAGGACCACAAGAAGUUCCAGCCUCUCAAAACGAUCCUCUGCGUCAAGAACCACUACAAGAGGACUCACUGCGACAAGAGCUACGUCUGCAGCAGGUGUAACACCAAGAAGUUCUCGGUCAUGGCCGACCUCAAGACCCACGAGAAGCACUGCGGGAGGGACAAGUGGCUUUGCUCGUGCGGGACCACCUUCUCGAGGAAGGACAAGCUGUUCGGGCAUAUCGCGCUGUUCCAGGGACACACCCCAGCCAUUCCUCCUGACGAAACCAAGACAGUCGUUGCUCUUGCACAUACUGAUGAUCCUGCCGCUGAUGGCGGUGGCCUUGGAGAUCAAGCUCUCAUGGACUUCAAGUCGGUUGAUGAUCCUGUUGGUGCAGCCGCUGUGGCGAGCUGCUUCUCCCCUUUGAACUUCGAUUCGUGCAAUUUCGGUGGUGGGUUUCCGGAUUUCAAUCGACAGGGGUUCGACGAUUCUGAGGCUUCGUUCUCGUUUCUUUUGUCCGGCGGGUCGUGUAAUUACAGCAACCAGAAUACUGGAGGGGAAUCCUAG
Molecule: messenger RNA, 1413 nt
Organism: Linum tenue
Lineage: Eukaryota; Viridiplantae; Streptophyta; Magnoliopsida; Malpighiales; Linaceae
Source: the annotation of a GenBank genome assembly